This is a messenger RNA of Caenorhabditis remanei, 1020 nucleotides long. RefSeq lists its product as uncharacterized. Gene Ontology annotation, molecular function: protein binding. The record is from RefSeq and is a predicted model, not a curated record. Gene Ontology annotation, biological process: innate immune response. The transcript has 3 exons. Lineage: Eukaryota; Metazoa; Nematoda; Chromadorea; Rhabditida; Rhabditidae. Bases 1 to 1020 code for a protein of 339 amino acids.
AUGACUUCUCCUCCUUCUCUACUCAAAAUGCCGGACGUCGUUAUGAAUAUCAUUCUGAAAAAAGUUGGAGUUCAGUCUGUCCAAGUUCUUCGAAAAGUUUGUCGAGAUCUGCGAAACUUUAUUGAAGAGCACAAACCGGAAUCGUAUAUAGAUCAGGCCACUCUCUCCAUUGAUCUGGAUAGUGUUCAUCUGGGAUUUCCGUUUAAUUCAAUCGUUGUCAAAUACAAAAAACACGAGAAAGGAUGCCGCGUCAUAUGUCAGAAAACGUACAAUACUACUGAAAAAAUUCUGGAUAACUCUGAUUUUCUUGAAACUGCUUUGAAUGAUUUCAAAGUGAUCAUGAAGAAUCAGAAAAACGGCGUGGGAUUUUUCAACAUUUGUUUCAAAUUGUUCAGUCUAGACAAUAUUGGAGAUCAGGAGUUGAUAGCCACCGGAUUCCGAGAAAAGUUAGAAAAAAGCUUGCAGUCGUGGGACCAUCCAGUUCCGGUCAGAAGAGUUAUCAUUGGCACUGUAAACCAAACAGAGGUGAUGUCAAUCCUCCGGUAUCUUGAUCCGAAACUACUAGAAGAUUUUGAAAUGUCAGCGUCAAGAUAUGUCGACAGUAUUCCAAUGGAGUUCGAUAAAAUCUUGGGGACCGAUCAUUGGAAAAAUUUGAAAACUUUGAAAAUGAGCGGUUUGAUUGUUUCAGUUCAAUUGAAACAUUUUUUUCAUUUGACGACGUGUUCAGUCUUUCGGAAAAGUUUAUCAGGAGAUGAGUUGACUGAAUUGAGAAACGCAUUCCAAGGAUCGACUUCACUUAAAUCCAUGGAAGUAACAUACCAAUUUUUGGACAAAUCAGGCAUUUGUAAUCAACUUGGUCAGCCUACUGUUACUCAAGACUUUCUAGGCACAAGAAUAGAAACUUGGGAAGUUGGAGUGUCGCCAAACACUUUGAGAUUCACACUGGUUCCAAAAGAGAAGAGUUAUGCUUUUAUCAUUCGCAAAAUUCCUAUUCAAAAAACUAUGCCAACUCGUCGUUAG